Messenger RNA from Oncorhynchus nerka (sockeye salmon), 2141 nucleotides. RefSeq names its product pro-neuregulin-3, membrane-bound isoform-like. Lineage: Eukaryota; Metazoa; Chordata; Actinopteri; Salmoniformes; Salmonidae. Gene Ontology annotation, molecular function: chemorepellent activity. Bases 888 to 2141 code for a protein of 417 amino acids. The record is from RefSeq and is a predicted model, not a curated record. Gene Ontology annotation, biological process: nervous system development; intracellular signal transduction; animal organ development. The transcript is spliced from 4 exons.
UUCUGAGGUAGCAAGCAAGUAGCCAAGGCUUUAAUUUUUCUACCACUAUGACAAGCGGUGGACAGACAGCUGGAGAAAGACGGACAGUCCGGGAGAUCUGAGGGGAAAGUCAUUUGAUGGACAUCAGUUGGAUUUAACCCCCUCCCCCUUUCAUCCCCCUGCCAGCCUCAUCCCCACAAAUCCUCUCCCUCACUCUCGCUCUCUAUCCAGUUCCACUGGCUCUCUUCAUGUAAGAUUACCAUCGGCUACUAGCACUAAAGCACCGGGAGUGAGGGGAAGCUGAGGCUGACCCAAAACAGGGAAAAAGACUGCAGAGGAAGCCCCUGGACUGAAGCAUAAAAAACACGGUAAAAAAAAGCUGCAGAGGGUUGCUACCCUGCCUGGCCUGUUUCUCAUUGACAGACACACACAGGAUGUACAGCUCUGGUCUGAAGCUUGCCACACCGUGGAUCAAUACCCUCCUGCCUGCCUUUUUCUUAUGCAUUUUUUCUCAAGGGAAAGUGAAGCAUCUUGGGAUUUACUAUCAUUUCGUUUCCACCUAACUACAGCGAGGCAAGCCCCGCCGGACAGCACUUUCACCUGACCGUGUCCAACCUGUGUGCGUAUGAGUGUGUCUGUGUUUGUUUGUGUGUGUAAUUAGUUAGCUUGGUGCCAGAGGGAGUGUAUAUUUGCUUACAUGUGCAUCCGUGUGAGCUGCUUGGCUUGUAAUUACUUGUAUGUGUCUGUGGGUGCCGUCUUGUGUCCAUGUGUGUGUGGGUAUAAAUGUAGGAAUUUUGUGUGGAUGAAUUGGUAUGAUGCCCAGUUCCUUGCCCCAUCCCCUCCCUCCUUCCUGCCCUUUUGUCAUUGGGUCCCCGGUUUGACCCCUGACCUUUGACGGCCUCAGCAGGAUGAGUGAGCAUUCGGGAGCGAGCACUCUGGGGGCCAUGACCCUGGAGGAGCCCGGGGGCGAACCGGCCUCCCCUCAGGCCCCGGGGCGUCUCCGCUGUGGGCCCUGUUCGGUGUGGCACCGGCAGCAGACCUGGAUGUGCGCAGUGCCCUUAGUGAUGGGCUUCGUGGGCCUGGGCCUCAGUCUCAUGCUGCUCAAAUGGAUUGUAGUGGGUUCCGUUCAAGACUAUGUGCCCACGGACCUAGUGGAUGCCAAGGGCAUAGGGCAGGACCCCAUCUUUCUCUCUGAACCCAGCGCUCCACCCAAGCGACCAGACACUAUGACCACGACUACGAAGAACACCGCUACCGCGUUUGUCUCCACCACCUCUCCAGCGGCCGACGGCACGGUCCCAGCCCCGAGAACUCAAUUUGGGUUGCCUUCCAACCACUCGGUCCCGCACCUCCACAACUGGGUUGGCAGUGGCACCCGCGUGACUGGCGCCACCACCCGCAUCACACGACUCCCCCCGCCUGGGGGUAAAGAAGUGACCCCACACAGCACCACGGUACUUCGGGUCGGCGGCACAGCCAAUGGUCGUAAGGAUAAGGACCCCCCGAACUCGCGAUCCGGUCCAACCUCCAAAGCUACUAGCACAACUUCGACUGCCAACACCACAAGCAAGGCACUACCACCAACUUUUCCACCAUCUCCCCCAGCCAAGCCCACCGGGCACUGGAAACCUGGAAGAUCUGCGAAAGGGCCCACCACACGCCCUCACCACCGCUACAGAACACUGGCUCCCACAUCCCCUAGUCUGCGUUCAGAUGUCUUCAAGUCAUGCAUCGAUGACAAGGACCUGGCCUUCUGCCUCAAUGAGGGCGAGUGCUCCAUCAUUGAGACAGUAGCAGGAGUACACAGGCACUGCAGUUCGGGCCCUGGGUUUGAACCCCGCCUGUGCAACUGGGUCUUGGACUUCCUGACGGGCCACCCCCAGGUGGUGAAGGUAGGAAACAACACCUCCACUUUGCUGAUCGGCCCCACAAGGGAGCUGAUCGUGGACUUCAGGAAACAGCAGAGGGAGUACGCCCCUAUCCACAUCAGCUUGACCACAGUGGAGAAUGUGGAAAGUUUCAAGUUCCUCAGCGUACACAUCAUUGACUAUCUGAAAUCGUCCACCCACACAGACAGUGUGGUGAAGAAGGUGCAACAGCACCUCUUGAACCUCUGGAGGCUGAAGAAAUUUUACAGAUGCAGAUGUAUCACCGCCUGUUAA